UAGAGUAGGCAAAUCAAUGGAAAACACUCCAUACAGAAAGAGUAUUGAGGUGAUGCACACGUUUUGCUAUUCAUCGUAGACGAAGGCAAAAAUCAGACAUUUUAUGCCACCUUCUUUCCCAGCAUCUCACCUCCUCCGGAAAUGCGCCGCCACGACCUCCCUUCGCGAAGCCCGCCGCCUCCACGCCGUCCUUCUCACCACCACACUCCCACCAACAGAAACCCCUCUAUUCCUACACAACAACAUCCUCUCAAUGUACGCUCGCUGCGGCUCUUUGGAGGACGCCCACCUCCUGCUCGACGAAAUGCCUCACAGAAACAUCGUGUCUUACAACGCCCUGAUCGCCGCCUAUUCACGUCGACCCCAUCACGCCCAUCACGCGUUUCAUCUGCUUGAUCAAUUGGCGUACGAGGGCCACGUGCCGAAUGGGUCCACCGUCACGAGUCUUUUGCAGGCUUCGGCUGCACUUUGUGACUUGGUUGCUGGCGCUUCGUUGCACGCUCGUUGUGCGAAAACUGGAUUCUUGGACAAUGUACGCAUUCAGACGUCUUUGCUUGGGAUGUAUUUUAACUGUGGAGAUGCUGACUGUGCUAAGAGAGUCUUCACUGGGAUGAAGGAUAAAGACGCAAUCGCUUGGAACUCGGUUAUAUCGGGCUAUGUGAAGAAUGGGAAGAUAUUGGGGAGCGUUGAACUUUUUCAGAGUAUGUUGGAGGAUGAGGUUAAACCAAAUUCAUUCACUUACUCGUUGGCGUUGAAUGCUUGUGCCAAGUUGCGAGAUUAUGAUAAUGGGAGACUUGUUCAUGCUCAGAUUCUUUUAUCUGGCACGUGCGUUGAUUUACCUCUCCAUAACUCACUUCUUGAUAUGUAUUCUAGCUGUGGAGACACAUGUUCUGCCUCUGAUGUGUUUCGAAGAAUUGGGAGUCCUGAUUUGGUGUCUUGGAACACGAUGAUUGGUGGAUUUGCGGAGAAUGGAGAGGGAGAGAAGGCUAUGGAGAUGUUUGUUCAACUUAGGCAAGCGUGUCAUGUGAAACCCGAUGAGUAUACAUUUGCCGCUAUUAUUGCUGGUACUUGUGGCUUCCCUGCUCGUGAUUAUGGAAUGCCGCUUCAUGCUCAAGCUGAGAAGGCGAGGCUAAUGAGUAGUGCAUACGUUAGCAGCACACUCUUGUCCAUGUAUUUCAACAAUGGUGAUUCAGCGUCUCCUCGAAAGAUUUUCAGUUCUUUUGAACAUAAAGAUGCUGUUCUGUGGACUGACGUGAUCGCUGGGCACGUUAGGAUAGGUGAGAGCGAGGGGGCGCUGAGUCUAUUCCUUGAAAUGACAAAGGAAGGUUUAGGUUUAGACAGUUUCGUUCUAAGUAGUGCCUUGGCCGCUUGUGCUGACCUUGUGACUUUAAGGCAAGGGGAAAUGGUGCAUUCUCUGGUGUUGAAGACAGGAAAUGAUGCUGAAGUUUGGGUGCACAGCAGUCUGGUUGAUAUGUAUGCCAAAAACGGGGAGCUCGGCUCUGCUGCAUAUGCGUUUUCUUGUCUGCCUAAGUGUGAUUUGAUGUGCUGGAACUCUAUGCUUACAGGAUGCGGUCACCAUGGGAGGGCGAAGGAGGCCUUUCAAGUCUAUUUCAAGAUGUUGAAGCAUGGGCUGAACCCGGAUCAGGUCACGUUCCUUUCUCUUCUCGCUGCUUGUAACCAUUGUGGCUUGGUACACAAAUCUAGAUUCUUCUGGAGGAAUAUGAAGGAGCAUCAUGCAAGAGCGGGGCCUAAGCACUAUUCGUGCAUCAUCAGUUUGUUGAGUCGAGCCGGGCUGUGGGAGGAGGCGGAGGAGAUGAUUGUUGAAUCACCUUUUGCAGAUGAUUAUUUGGAGUCGUGGAGAACUGUCUUGAGCUCGUGCAUCAAGAACAGGGAUCUGAGGGGAGGAAUCCAUGCUGCGGAACAGAUUUUGGAAACGAACGCAGAAGACAGUGCAGCGAAUGUACUGCUUGCUAAGCUGUAUGCUGCAACAGGGAGGUGGGGCGAUGUUGCGGAGACGAGGCGAAAUAUGAAGAAUUCCUUGCUGGAAAAAGAACCCGGUUUGAGCUGGAUUGAAGUUAGGAACAGUGUUCGUGUGUUCUCUUCAGGCGAGCAAUCCCAGUUGCAACGCGGUGAAGUUGAGGCCGAGAUUGGUAAUCUGUUGGGGAACAUGAUGCCAACAGUGGCUGAGGACAUAAUACAGGGAAGACACUAAUUUAAAUUUUUUUUUCUCUGUAAUGAGAUGAGACUCAUUCUCCACUAAUAAUACUUUAUCAUUAAUGAAGAACAUCAAAGAUAUUGAA
Messenger RNA from Salvia splendens (bonfire salvia), 2300 nucleotides. RefSeq names its product pentatricopeptide repeat-containing protein At3g50420. The record is from RefSeq and is a predicted model, not a curated record. NCBI's taxonomy places the organism in Eukaryota, Viridiplantae, Streptophyta, Magnoliopsida, Lamiales, Lamiaceae. The coding region runs from base 104 to 2212 and encodes 702 amino acids. Gene Ontology annotation, biological process: RNA modification. The transcript has a single exon. Gene Ontology annotation, molecular function: protein binding; RNA binding.